This is a messenger RNA of Peronospora belbahrii, 705 nucleotides long. NCBI's taxonomy places the organism in Eukaryota, Oomycota, Peronosporomycetes, Peronosporales, Peronosporaceae. The record is from the annotation of a GenBank genome assembly.
AUGAGCAGCUACGACUCAAUCUCGCAAGUAAAAGGCGUUGGAAGCAAGCGAGAGUUUGAGCAACAACAAAGUAUGAGCCUUGUCGAUCGUCUGUAUUCCUACGACUUAAAAUGGUCAACAAAGCUCUAUCAUCGUUUCGGUUGUGAUCCAAUGUCGCGUCUCUGUUGGGAGAUAUUUUCUCACUCUGGCGAUGGUUUUCUCUGGAUUCUUACAAUUCCACCACUCAUGGGACUACUGUGGGUUGUUGGUCUCAUUGGGCCCUUUGAACCUGCCACCAAGAUGCUACUGUCAGCGCUCUUCACGGUUAUGACAGUGGAUAUCAUUGCUAUCAUGGUACUAAAGCUGAUAUUUCGUCGCCAACGACCGCCUUUUCAUGAGGCAGAUCUGCGUUUUGUCGGUCCAGAUCAGCAUUCGUUUCCAUCAGGACACUCGACGCGGGUAUGGGCUAUGGUAGCUAUGCUUGUCUAUUUUGCAAGGAUGCAUUCAUGGAUUCUGCGCAAGUUCUUUUUCGGUUUUUCUCCGUCUUUGCUGGUUGGUAUGUCUAUUGUCUGGGCGCUCGUCAUUAAUUUUUCGCGUCUAGCGCUUGGUCGUCAUUAUCCAACUGACGUACUUGCUGGUAUGCUAAUUGGAGCUUUUGUGCUUUGGCCAAUCUCGCUCUUUUUCAUUAACUACUUUAAGAUGCUCGACUUUCCUUCUUCACUAUAG